Caenorhabditis sp. 36 PRJEB53466 is the source of this 1946-nucleotide messenger RNA. The record is from the annotation of a GenBank genome assembly. Lineage: Eukaryota; Metazoa; Nematoda; Chromadorea; Rhabditida; Rhabditidae.
AUGAACGAGGAUCACGACGCAUACUUGCCGAUGAUACCGACGGCGAUUGCGCGGAAAUCGACGGCGCAAUUCACGAAAAACGAGGAGGCAGACAUGUGGCAGUUCGCUGUCGACAAUCAUCAACGUUUUCGGCGACGCUACGAGCUCUGGGAGCAGUUUCAGAAGAAGUGGCCGAGCGAGAAGACUGUCGGCGCACUCUACUACAAAUUCAACUUUGAAAUGGUGCCGAAUCUCGACGCCGCCGACUUGGACGUUCACACAAAAUUGCGACUGUUCGAGGAGCUCCGAAUCAAAGUUCCAGCGCAUUAUUGUAAAGUGUGAGUGUACUCAUUUAAAGGGAAACUGUCGUGAGAAAAACAUUAUUUGAAAAAUCAAUUAUGUUCCCAGUUGCCAAACAGCAAAGAUAGAACUUCAAAAUGCAUCCAUUUACGUCUGAAAAACGCAACAUAAUUGAUUCUGCACAGUUAUUUUUUUAACGACACUUCACCUGCAAAAUGCACAUUCUUCUCGUAAUUUUCACAAUUUAGACUCGAGAAUUACGCGUAUUUGACGUACGACAAGGACGGAUGCAUUGUGGAGUGCACGCUGAAAGAGGACAUGACGUCGUCGUCUCCGCCCCGCCCACUCACUCCGGAGUUUGAAGUGUCGGUGCCAGUUGCGAACGGCGUCGAAGUGCUGACUCCGUCGGGCCCGCAAGACGGGAAAAACGAGACCGCGUGGCCGGGCACCCCGUUCCCGAUGGACGCGUUCUUCGGAUCGCUCAAAGAAGUGAUACGGGACACGUUCAAAGAGACGAACACGGAAUUGGUGCGAAGUUUGGCGGCCGAGAUAGGGGCGAGUGGAAAAACGACGAGGAGCUCUUCCGACGGCGAGGAUGCGAACACCUACGCCUUCCUGACAGCCAUGAAAACCCUGGUGUCCGCGCAGAAUUCGAUAGAAAUGGAAAUUCGGAUGGAAAAUGCGAUGAAGAAGUUUCACGAAAACGUAACGUAAAAGCAUAGAAUUAGCUGAAUCGAACUCAUUUUUUCAGAGAAUCUCGCACGAGGAAUUGCAACUCGCGCUCUACGUCACUUUAAAAAUGUUUGGGUGCUGAAAUUUGUGUUGAUUUUUGUUGUUGUUACUCGAUUUUCAUUGUAUUCGCACGGUCUCCCAGGGGGCGCUAAUGCUAAACACAGUGCGCUCGUAAAUUGCGGAGUGUCGUUGUAACUUUUGAAAAUUUGCUGGUCUAAAAAUGCAGUUCAAUUCGAGUUUACGAUCUUUAUUUCUCUCUUAUUGACUUGAAAAACGUCUAGAAAACAAUAUUUUACAAUAUGCGAGUAAUAAACCGGUUUUUCAUGAUAAUUUAAAAAUGAUGCCAUGAAAACAUGUUUGAAUUCAGGAUUUAUAUUUAUUUCUGGUUUCCGAUUUUCGCAAAAAACGUUUCUUGCCAAAUUACCUUUUCUAAACAUGUCCCUUUUUCCAGAAUUCCGUUUCUCCAACAUCUCCCAGUUAUGCGAACAGUGAGGGUGCGCGGGUUGAAGCGCGAAGAGCGAGAAAUGAUGAAAAAGAUCGAGGGCUACUGCGAUGACCCCGAAAAGGACCCGUUCCUUCGCGAUCUCUUCUCGAAUAUGGUGGCGAUCAGCAAAUCGACGGGCCGAUUUCCGGUCAUUCGACUUUUCAACAAGAAUCGGCUCGAGAAAAUCGACGAGGAGACGCAGGACAAAAAGCAGCUGAGAAUGGACGAGGAGGUCAACAAAUGGCUCAUGGAAGAGGCGAUGAAAGCGAUCGAAAGCGCCAAGAUGUGCGUUGCGAAAGAGCUGGAGAAGGUGGCGGAGCCCAAAGAGCAAAAAGAAGCGAAACCGCUCGUCGAUGACCCGUUGAAUCCGUGGGCGAAAGUGUUCGAGAACGAUCUGUUCACCGAAGCCUACUGCCUUCCGCUUUUGUGCGCCGGCCGCCAAGUCCGCUAA